AUGUUCAUAUCAAAUUUCAAUGAAGUAUCACUUAACUCGAAUCAUCAAUCCAACAGCAACAAUAACAAUAAACGCGAUUUAUGUAAAUCAGAAAUAAUGCGUAAAUCAAGUCUUUCGUCAAUGGAAAUUGUUAACCCGGUGAAUAGAUUAUUGAUGAGACGAAUUGACGAUUCACCACCACCACCACCACCUACAACAAAAACAGCAACAACAACAACUAACAAUCCAUAUCAUUUUGAUCCAUUUUGUGAUUCAUCUAAUCAAUCGUUAUCUGAUGUUUCUGGUGGAGUUAAUCACCAUCAUCAUCUGCUUUCUUCUUCUUCUUCUUCUUUUUCCUCUUCUUCUGCUGCUUCGUCGUCGUCGUUGUCGGCUUCUUCGAUAACAUCUACUGCUACUAUAAAUUCUACUACUACGAAUAACGAAUCUAUGACAACAUCGUAUACAAAAUCAUCGAAUUAUCAUUUAAUAUCGAAAGGUGGUAGUUGCAGUGCAAUAACAGAUGAAUUAUUUAUCAAAUCUGAUCGAGCAUUUUUAGAUUUAUGUGCAAAUAAUCGAAUGGAAAACUCAUCAUCUUUAAAUCCUGGUGAUGCUGGUGGUAGCGGUAUUAACAAUAAUAGUCAUAAUAAUAAUAAUAAUACUUCAGUUAUUUCUUGUACACUGAACCUUCCUAACUCUACUACUGCUAACACUGCCUGCAGUUUAGGCAGUGAUGGUAGCAAUAUCAGCAGGAGCAAUAACGACGCCAUCAUUUCUAACAGCAAUAACAAUAGAAUGAAUUCCACUAAUCAAAUGAAAAAGACUAUAACAGCGAAUAUGUCAGUAUCUGAUACCUCCAAUGACAAUAAUAAUAAUAACAGUAAAAGUAAUGAGGCAGUGACGACCACCAGUAUAGGUCGAACCUCUGUCCAUCCACGAACAACGCUAAAAUGUCCAUUUUGUGAUAAGGUCUUCAGUAAUUCUAGUGCAAUAGCCAAGCAUAAAUUAACGCAUAGUGAGGAGCGUAAAUACAUUUGUACAAUAUGCCAUAAAGCAUUUAAACGUCAAGAUCAUUUAAAUGGUCAUAAAUACACACAUGAAAGUCGUAAACCGCACGCCUGUCAUUUUUGUGAUAAAUCGUAUAGUGAUUCACGUUCUUUAAGACGACAUUAUGAAAAUGCUCAUCCAGAAGAGAAUGAACGUUGGAUGUUAUUAUGUCAAGCAACUAAUGGGGAUACAAGUGCUAUAUCAGUUGCAGCUGCUGCUGCCGCCGCCGCAUUAUUAUCUUCCGCAGCAGCAACAUCAACAACAAAUUUAGAAACUGAUCCAUUACUUUUAUCAGAAUUAUCCAAUGUAGUAUCAUCUUCAACAACGACAACAGCUAGUGAUGAAGGUAGUUGUAACACUGCAUCUCCAUUAGCAUUGUUGAACGCUCUAAGUAAUACUACUAAUAAUAAUAAUAAUGCUUCCUCAUCUGCAUCAAUCUCUUCAUCAAGUGUAAAUAAAUUAAUUGAAUUAGGUCAACAAACUGGUCUUUCACCGGCUGCUUUAGUAGCCUUAGUCGCUUCAACUGGAUCUGCAUCUUCAAGUUUACAACGAUUGGAACGUUCAGCAUCCUCCUCCUCUUCUGUUGGUGGCAACAACAAUUCAACGAAACAAUCGAAAUUUGGCGGGAACAAUAAUAGUAGUAGUAGUAGUAGUGGUAAAAAUAUACGGUCAGAUCAGUCGAUGCUAAAUUCACCUACAAAUUCACCGCAUUCACGUGUCUCAAUUAACGAUGAUAACAAUAAUACCAAUAAUAAUAAUAAUAACAAUAUGGAUAUUUCAGAUAAUGAUGAAGUGAUUGUUACCGAUGAAUAUGAUUUAUCCAAUCAGAAAGCGACUACUACAAUGAUGCCGAUGACAACGACAAUGACAACGGCCACAGCCACAGCGGCAGUUGCAGCUGCAGCAGCACUACUCAGCGGUAGUAGUAGUAGUAGUAAUAAUAAUAAUAACACUACAAAUAAUAAUAAUAAUCAUAAUUCCAAUCAUCUUGUUAAAAUUAAUAAUUUCACAUUGAAUCCAAUUGAAGUAGCCAAUGCAGCUAAGGUGGCGCUGUUAAUGGCGCAUCCAUUAGAAGAACCAAAACGUGUUGCUUGUGCUGUUUGUCAAAAACGCUUUAAAAAUCAAUCUGCUUUAAAUGGACAUAUGCGUUUACACGGAGGUUAUGGUCCAGCUGGUUUAAGCGGUGCAUUGUCAACAGCGACGACGCAGACGCAGACGCCGACGACAACAACAACAACGACAACAUGUAGCAAUGGGAGUAACAGCAGUUCAGCGGCAGUUGUAUCAUCACAAUCCAAUCUAUUUUUUAAUAGUAGUAGUAGUAGUAGUAGUAGUAAAAGUAGUAAAUGUAGGAUCACAGAUCCUGAUUCACACCCAAUAACCUGUGAUAAUGGUAACACUCUUAAUACAUCAACUAGUACUGCUAGUACAACGAAUACUAAUAAUAAUCACAACACCGCUUCGAACACGUUGAAAGCAUUCAAGUUACAGUCAAAUACACCUAUGGUUUUUCAAACCAGUUUUGAAUCAAUCUCAUCAUCGGGUAAUUCUUCUUCUCCACCUUGUCAUCCUGUUGUUACUACCGCUACUGGAGGCGGUGGUUUAGCACUUUCUGUAAGUUUAUCAAAAGUACCACCAUCAACAACAACAACAACAUCAAGGAGUUAUAACAGCGAUAGUUUGUCUAAUCCCAUAUUUAACCCAAUUCAUUCCACUAGUCAAAGACAGCGAAAUACCUGGUCAUAUUCAACUGGUAAUAAACAGGCUUUAGAUCCAUUGUUUAACAAUACAGCAUUACAGCAUCAUAAUAAUAGUAGUGAUGGCAACAACAACAACAGCAGUCAUAACAUUGACGAUGAGGAUGGUGAUGCUAAUGACGAUGCAAUAAAUCGGCAACAUAAAUCACAAUUUUCAUUUACAAAUCAUCAAAUCAAUAAUUUAUCCAAUGAAACUCAACAACCUCUGCCUUCAAUACAUGAUAGUUGGUUAUCACAGCAUUUUAAUUCAUCUAUGCAAUCGAUUCAUUCUACUUUGAAUCCUCCUACUCAUCACCAACAUCAACACCAACAACAACAACAGCCACAAGUACAACACAGUCAUAUUAAUUUAUCCCAAUUUGAUGAUAUUGUUGAUAUUACUAUGAAAAAGGAUGAUAAUAAUAAUCAUAAUGAUAGUAAUAUGAGUAAACAUAAUUAUAACAGUCUACCAUCUCGACAUCAUACUUUAUUAGAUGAAUCUAUGCUGAAAUACAAUUCGUGUUUUUCGUCUUUAUAUUCAUCUACAACAAUGACGAUAAAUAAUAAUGCUAUGUCGGUUGCCUCGUCUACACCAACAUCGUCUGACAGUAAUAAUAAUAAUACACUGACCAGUUCUGCUGCUGCUGCUGCCGCCGCCGCCGCUACUAAUACUGCCACUACUUCUGCGACAACAUCAUCUCAUUGUGAUCAAUAUCCUACAGUGGUUACACCGCCACCAACAUCAUCCGCAUCAUUAUCAUUAUCAUCAAUCUUAUUAGAUAAACAGGAUAUGCCAUCAUUAAGAAAUACUAGUUUAGCAUCGAUUCAAUGUCUAUCCAAUCGAUUUAUUGAUUCACAAAAAUCAGAGCUACUCGGUGCAAUGGAUAAUGAUAAUCAUGAUGAUUGGUGGCAUUCAGAGGUGGUAGUGAAUUCUACUUGUCCAAUGAAUACAAACUCGCUUGACGAUAUAAUGAUGUCAUCAAACAAUAAUAGUAAUAAUAAUAAUAAUAAUAAGAUAAUGACAAAUUUUCAAUUGAUAAAUCCUUCUGAUCAUCAGAAAAAUAUGCUGUCGAUUCCUCCAAAUAUUCACCUGGCAUCACGACUGAAAUCAGAUAAUAAUCAAUGUCAUAUUCCACCGGUUACAUCGACUUUAUCAUCCCCAUUUCUACUAAAUCAAUUGUCAGUAUCAUCGUCGCCAGUGUUGUCUUUAUCCUCUUCAACGAUAUCGUCGUCCUCAUCAUCAUCAUCCUCUUGGUCAACAACACAACGUGGACAAACAAAAUCUGGUUUCAGACGUCCAAUACCACAACCGUUACAAUUAGUCAAUGAGAUUAAUUAUCAACCACAACUUGGUCUUAGUAGUCAAUAUUCACCGAUUACACCAGCACCGAUGAAUAUGUCAAUGCAUACAAUGACGAUGAUGACAGACGAUGAGACGACGACGACGACGAAGACGACUACAUCAUCAACGAUAACAACAACAACAGCAUUGACGAAAUCGCUGACAACAACAGCGACGUCGACGACUAAUACUACUAUGAAUUUUGAAUGUAAUCUUUUCCAAAAUAUCCAGAAUAAUGAAGGAUAUCAUCAUCGAGUUGAUAAUGUAGUUGUCGAAGAGCGUAAUGAUACCAACAAGUUUUCAAUGUGUUGUUUUGAUACUAAUCGGUUAGAUUUAUCACAAUUUCAAGAUUCUUUAUUAUUCAAUUCAAUCUAUAGUAAUAACAAUAAUAAUAGUAAUAGUAAUGUCAGUGUAUCUACUACUGUUCCUGCUCAUAUUAAUAAUCCUGGUGGUAUUAACACUUGUAAGGCAUCCUCCUCCUCCGCCACUUGUGUCGGUGCACAGGAUAAAACUAUAGACAACAAUAAUAAUAAUAAUAUUAUAAAUAUGAAUAAUAUAAUGUUUAUAAAGCCUAAUAAUAGCACUACUUAUAAUGAUACUGAUAAUAACAAUUGUAAUUUAUCCUAUACUGUGAGUGAUCGUUUAAUGAAUUUAUCACAGAAAAGAACAAGCGUUAGUAAUAAUAAUAAUAAUAAUACUUUACUAAGAUUUCACCACCAUCAACAGCAACACCAACAACAGAUGUCUGCUCCUGCUCCACUGUCGUCUUCUCAUCACCCUCAUCAUCAACAACAAUCUCAACAGCAACACGAAGUCCAGAGUGGUAAUAACAUUAUCUGUGAUGAAGAACAAGGUGAUUGUUCAACGUGUUGUUGUCGGCCUACAUCAUUUAGUUUUAUAAAUUCAUUUGAUGAAUGCACUACACAGCAACAACAACAACCAGCACUUCUUCGUCAAAAUCAGCAAACAGAUCGUCAACUACUUUAUCAUAGGCAACAGUUGCAUAAUCAUUCACAGAAUCAACAACAUCAACAAAAUGUAUGUUCUAAUAUUUCUACAAUGCAGAGUUUACAAUCAAGCAACAACAAUUCAACGAAACAAUCGAAAUUUGGCGGGAACAAUAAUAGUAGUAGUAGUAGUAGUGGUAAAAAUAUACGGUCAGAUCAGUCGAUGCUAAAUUCACCUACAAAUUCACCGCAUUCACGUGUCUCAAUUAACGAUGAUAACAAUAAUACCAAUAAUAAUAAUAAUAACAAUAUGGAUAUUUCAGAUAAUGAUGAAGUGAUUGUUACCGAUGAAUAUGAUUUAUCCAAUCAGAAAGCGACUACUACAAUGAUGCCGAUGACAACGACAAUGACAACGGCCACAGCCACAGCGGCAGUUGCAGCUGCAGCAGCACUACUCAGCGGUAGUAGUAGUAGUAGUAAUAAUAAUAAUAACACUACAAAUAAUAAUAAUAAUCAUAAUUCCAAUCAUCUUGUUAAAAUUAAUAAUUUCACAUUGAAUCCAAUUGAAGUAGCCAAUGCAGCUAAGGUGGCGCUGUUAAUGGCGCAUCCAUUAGAAGAACCAAAACGUGUUGCUUGUGCUGUUUGUCAAAAACGCUUUAAAAAUCAAUCUGCUUUAAAUGGACAUAUGCGUUUACACGGAGGUUAUGGUCCAGCUGGUUUAAGCGGUGCAUUGUCAACAGCGACGACUCAGACGCCGACGACAACAACAACAACAACAACGACAACAUGUAGCAGUGGGAGUAACAGCAGUUCAGCGGCAGUUGUAUCAUCACAAUCCAAUCUAUUUUUUAAUAGUAGUAGUAGUAGUAGUAGUAGUAAAAGUAGUAAAUGUAGGAUCACAGAUCCUGAUUCACACCCAAUAACCUGUGAUAAUGGUAACACUCUUAAUACAUCAACUAGUACUGCUAGUACAACGAAUACUAAUAAUAAUCACAACACCGCUUCGAACACGUUGAAAGCAUUCAAGUUACAGUCAAAUACACCUAUGGUUUUUCAAACCAGUUUUGAAUCAAUCUCAUCAUCGGGUAAUUCUUCUUCUCCACCUUGUCAUCCUGUUGUUACUACCGCUACUGGAGGCGGUGGUUUAGCACUUUCUGUAAGUUUAUCAAAAGUACCACCAUCAACAACAACAACAACAUCAAGGAGUUAUAACAGCGAUAGUUUGUCUAAUCCCAUAUUUAACCCAAUUCAUUCCACUAGUCAAAGACAGCGAAAUACCUGGUCAUAUUCAACUGGUAAUAAACAGGCUUUAGAUCCAUUGUUUAACAAUACAGCAUUACAGCAUCAUAAUAAUAGUAGUGAUGGCAACAACAACAACAACCAUAACAUUGACGAUGAGGAUGGUGAUGCUAAUGACGAUGCAAUAAAUCGGCAACAUAAAUCACAAUUUUCAUUUACAAAUCAUCAAAUCAAUAAUUUAUCCAAUGAAACUCAACAACCUCUGCCUUCAAUACAUGAUAAUGAAUCUAUGCUGAAAUACAAUUCGUGUUUUUCGUCUUUAUAUUCAUCUACAACAAUGACGAUAAAUAAUAAUGCUAUGUCGGUUGCCUCGUCUACACCAACAUCGUCUGACAGUAAUAAUAAUACACUGACCAGUUCUGCUGCUGCUGCCGCCGCCGCUACUAAUACUGCCACUACUUCUGCGACAACAUCAUCUCAUUGUGAUCAAUAUCCUACAGUGGUUACACCGCCACCAACAUCAUCCGCAUCAUUAUCAUUAUCAUCAAUCUUAUUAGAUAAACAGGAUAUGCCAUCAUUAAGAAAUACUAGUUUAGCAUCGAUUCAAUGUCUAUCCAAUCGAUUUAUUGAUUCACAAAAAUCAGAGCUACUCGGUGCAAUAGAUAAUGAUAAUGAUAAUCAUGAUUGGUGGCAUUCAGAGGUGGUAGUGAAUUCUACUUGUCCAAUGAAUACAAACUCGCUUGACGAUAUAAUGAUGUCAUCAAACAAUAAUAGUAAUAAUAAUAAUAAGAUAAUGACAAAUUUUCAAUUGAUAAAUCCUUCUGAUCAUCAGAAAAAUAUGCUGUCGAUUCCUCCAAAUAUUCACCUGGCAUCACGACUGAAAUCAGAUAAUAAUCAAUGUCAUAUUCCACCGGUUACAUCGACUUUAUCAUCCCCAUUUCUACUAAAUCAAUUGUCAGUAUCAUCGUCGCCAGUGUUGUCUUUAUCCUCUUCAACGAUAUCGUCGUCCUCAUCAUCAUCAUCCUCUUGGUCAACAACACAACGUGGACAAACAAAAUCUGGUUUCAGACGUCCAAUACCACAACCGUUACAAUUAGUCAAUGAGAUUAAUUAUCAACCACAACUUGGUCUUAGUAGUCAAUAUUCACCGAUUACACCAGCACCGAUGAAUAUGUCAAUGCAUACAAUGACGAUGAUGACAGACGAUGAGACGACGACGACGACGAAGACGACUACAUCAUCAACGAUAACAACAACAACAGCAUUGACGAAAUCGCUGACAACAACAGCGACGUCGACGACUAAUACUACUAUGAAUUUUGAAUGUAAUCUUUUCCAAAAUAUCCAGAAUAAUGAAGGAUAUCAUCAUCGAGUUGAUAAUGUAGUUGUCGAAGAGCGUAAUGAUACCAACAAGUUUUCAAUGUGUUGUUUUGAUACUAAUCGGUUAGAUUUAUCACAAUUUCAAGAUUCUUUAUUAUUCAAUUCAAUCUAUAGUAAUAACAAUAAUAAUAGUAAUAGUAAUGUCAGUGUAUCUACUACUGUUCCUGCUCAUAUUAAUAAUCCUGGUGGUAUUAACACUUGUAAGGCAUCCUCCUCCUCCGCCACUUGUGUCGGUGCACAGGAUAAAACUAUAGACAACAAUAAUAAUAAUAAUAUUAUAAAUAUGAAUAAUAUAAUGUUUAUAAAGCCUAAUAAUAGCACUACUUAUAAUGAUACUGAUAAUAACAAUUGUAAUUUAUCCUAUACUGUGAGUGAUCGUUUAAUGAAUUUAUCACAGAAAAGAACAAGCGUUAGUAAUAAUAAUAAUAAUAAUACUUUACUAAGAUUUCACCACCAUCAACAGCAACACCAACAACAGAUGUCUGCUCCUGCUCCACUGUCGUCUUCUCAUCACCCUCAUCAUCAACAACAAUCUCAACAGCAACACGAAGUCCAGAGUGGUAAUAACAUUAUCUGUGAUGAAGAACAAGGUGAUUGUUCAACGUGUUGUUGUCGGCCUACAUCAUUUAGUUUUAUAAAUUCAUUUGAUGAAUGCACUACACAGCAACAACAACAACCAGCACUUCUUCGUCAAAAUCAGCAAACAGAUCGUCAACUACUUUAUCAUAGGCAACAGUUGCAUAAUCAUUCACAGAAUCAACAACAUCAACAAAAUGUAUGUUCUAAUAUUUCUACAAUGCAGAGUUUACAAUCAAAUAUCCCAUCGGGUGGUUUAUCCUAUCAGCAUGAUCAUCGUCAACAUCACGAUCAAGGCAGUAAUAGUCGUUUGAACAGUUAUGAUAAUAACAAUAACAGUAACAAUUGUAAUAAUUUAAAUUCUCGUCGAAUAUCCGAAUCAAUAUUACACGCCUGCUCACAAUAUUCACAUCAUCAUCAGUCUACAAGUUUAAAUCCCUUAGCAAGUAUGAAUUUUAUGCAUCAUUCAAUGAGUCGAUUCAAUGUACCUUCAAUGCCCAACAACAUCAACACCACUACCAACAACAACAAGAACAUGAUAACACCUUCCACGUGUUGUACAACAUCAUUACUAAGUCAAAAUUGUUGUCCUCUUAUGAAUACGACACUAGCGCCAUCAUCAUGUGCUUCUUCGAUGACUAUAUCAUCUUCAAUGACAUCAUCAUCAUCAUCAAGUUUCAUUCAUUCAUCAAUAGGUAAAAAUAAUUUCAACAAUACUGUUAACAGUAUAUCAACUUCUAAUUUUAGUAAUAAUCAUGAUUCAAUAAAUACAAAUAACUUCCUCAAUUUAACUUCGAAUCGAUUAAAUUACAAACCAUCAUCAUUAUCUCCACUAUCACUAUUACAAAGACACCAGCAGCAGCAGCAGCAGCAACAACAACAACAACAGGACAACGAUGAACAUCUUCAUUCUCAUCGUCAGCAUCGUGAUCAACAUCAUCACCAUCAUCAUCAAAUUCAACAACCAACAAUCUAUCAUCAAAUGGUAUCAUCAAAUCGUGCAGUCGAAUCGUGUUCAGACAGAGUUGAAACGGGGCACUUCUUUAAUGGAUCCGAGAUAAUGUUGAGUAGUAGUAAUAAUAAUAAUAGAGUAGGUGAUGAUGGGAGUGCUAUGUCUAAUCAGCAACAUCGUUAUCAAACACCUAACCUUAAUAAUAAUAAUAUUUAUCCUAAUAGUCAUCAUCAGUAUAAGAGUUUCUUUACAAGUCAUGACCAACAAUCUGAUUCAUGUGGAAAACACUCCACCUGUCGAAAUCAAUUCUGUUCAUUAUGCAUGGAACCGGAGAGAAAACGGCAUAUUUCAGCUCCAGUUGCUGCUGCUAAUAAUAAUAUUUCAUCGUUAUCAUCUCAAGCGUCGUUUUUGUUGUCAGCAUCAGUAACAACUUCUUCUUCUUCCUCCUCCUCCUCGAUAUCCUCAUUAUCAUUACCGUUCUCAUCAUCAACAUUUCCGGGGAAUUUAUCUACUAUGACGAAACAUUCAGUGAUGCCGGGUUAUAGAAAUGAAGUGACAGAGAAAUCAUGCUUCUGUUUACAGGAAUGCCGUAAUUACCAUCAACACCAACACCACCACCAUCAUCAUCCUCCUGCUCCUCAUCACCUGCACAAUCGUAGUCAUCAUCAUCACCAGCAGCAGCAACAACAACAACAACAGACACAGUCUAACCGUUGUUGCAGUGUAUUGUCUUCUGACGAGCCAAUGGCAACAACUUCUAUUGAACAACCAUCAAGUGAUACUGUUGCAGAAAUGUUAAUGCAAAGUCAUAUUACUGAUCCAGGUGGAUUACCGUUAACCUGUGAAUUGAAUAAUCCGUGUUCUACAAUACCACAAAAUUCUACACCUUCAGGAUGUUUAUCAACAACAAGAAGUCUACCGCCGGCAAGUAGUGAUCAAUCCAUAGCUAUUGAGGGUGAUAAUACUAUCGAUAAUAAUAAUAGUAUGGUGAAUACUCCUGCUACAAUUAAUGAUGAUAAUAAUAGUAGUAAAAAUGAUGAACAUACUGCAUACAGAGGCAUCAAUUUUAUGCAUAAUAAAUCGAAUAUAUUUUCAUGUGAUAGAAUGCCUGUAUCGCAGUCAUUAUUACAAUCAACUUCCUUGUCAUCAGGACUACCGGGUACACAGAUGAUGGUUCAGACACUACACCACCAAUAUCACCACCAUCAUAACCAACAACAACAACAACAACAGCAGCAAGGACAACGACAACAAUCACCGCCUUUUCAUACCUUUACUGAAUCAAACUUAACACGAGAGUUGUCUUCAUUUCGUUCAAAAGGAACAGUUGACUUAACAGCAACUAUGGAUAUGGAACAACCACAACACCACCAACAACAGCAACAGCAACAAUCAGAACGACAACCAUUUUCUCAGUCACUAAUAUAUCAAUAUAAUCAACACCACCAUCAUUAUUAUCUUCAUCAACAACAACACCAACAACAACAAAAUCAGAAAUUGCCGGUUAGUUUAAAUUUACCGAUUGCUACGACUUGUUCUGCUGCUGUUGGUGUUGCCGCUGCUACCACUAUUACCAUUACGAAGACGAUGGAAACGGCGACGGCAGCGUCAACGACAACUACAUCAUGUUCAUCAUUGUCAUCGAGUUUAAAUCAAUUUGACUUGUUGGAUUUGUCUGUAGUGUCAAGUGUACACAAACCUGAUAAACACGGGGAGAUUAUUAGUCAUGAUAAUGCUGCUGUGAAUUUAAAAAAUACAAUUACAGUGGAUAGUAUCACUUGUAUUGAUGAUGACGAUAAUAAUAAUAAUAAUAAUAGUAAUGCUAAUAAUACAGGUAAAUGUACAUCGGAAUCAGACGAUUAUGCUGAUAGUCAGUUAUCAGUUGCAGCAAAAUUAUCAAAGUCGCUUGCUGCAGAUAAUCUCUUCCGUAAUCCUAAGGCAUUACCUCCACCGAAAAAAAUGAAAAGUAAACCAGCGCCUAUAUCAAUUCCUCCACAAACUGGUGCAAAUUUAUCACGAUUACGUUCACCGCGUGUAUGGAGUUCGAAACAUAACUCGAUAGAUUCAAGUCCUCCACCGUAUACACCACCUCCAAUGCUUAGUCCAAAUCGUCAAGGUUCUGGUUUAUUUGCUUCACUGUCAAAAUGGUCAACUACACCCACGUCAACAAGUACAGGCAGUACAGGUAGUAGUUCUCUACGUUCACAUAAUUAUCCUGGUGCUACACUAGUUAAUCGUCGUUACUCGAGUUAUUAUUAUCCUUACCAUCAUCAUCAGUAUAAUUCAACUAAUGUUGUAUCCAGUAGUGUAACAUCAUUAUCGAGUAGUACUGUUCUUCAUAAUGAUGAUUUGGAUAGUAGUAGUCAUAAUACUACCAGUGGUCAGUUGAAACGUCGUCAUGCAAGUAGUAGUGGAGGAGGAGGUGGCAGUACUAUUCAUAGUAAUAAUGAUGGCAGUUAUAGCAGUAAUACAAGUGGAAUUGGCGCUUCAAAUCAAAGUAUUAACAUCAUGGAUCCUAAUUAUAACAAUAGCAAUAAUAACUAUAAUAGCAAUUUUAUUAAUAAUACUGAUACAUGUAUGCGAGAUAUCAAUCGACCCAUAGCGUAUACACGUAGACGACGUCAACAAUUAACGCCUAAAUCUGCACCUGUAUUGUUUCUCAAUACAUGUACAAAUAAAAAUCAGACAAAUCAAUCCAAAGAUCAAUUUGAUGAUAAUGAAGAUAAUACUAUGAAUGAAACACAACAACAACAACCAACAUUUUCUAGUACUGAUACUAUAUUCGGUUAUGAUGAUGAAACAAUGCGUCGAUUCGCUGAAGCUGAUGCUGUUCACGAAGCCUAUCGAUUAAGUCGACAAAAACAACGUCGAAGUAAUUAUUCCUCACGUCGUCAUAAUUAUAAUUCAGAAUCUAAUCUUAUCUUAAAUGAUCAUCAUAAUGAUAUUAUCAAUGAAAAGAAUAAAACUGAUCAAAGUUUUAAUUUUACUGAUGAACAAUUAUUAAAUUUUGAUUUUGAAAUGAAAACUUGUGGUGAAACGGAUUACUCUGAAACAACUAUGCAAUUUAAUGAAGAUGCUGUUGAAUUUGGUUCAGCAGGUGAUGAAAUGGACGAUGAUGAUGAUGAUGAAGAGAUCGAUGAAGAUGACGAUGAUGAUGAUGAAGGUGUACCGACCAGUAUUAUCCCACAUAUUAAUAUUGGUAAUGCUUAUCAAGCAGUGAUUCCUGAUUUGUGUCAAGAGUCAGCAACAGCCACAGCAGAGAGUAAAGAUUCAUCAGAAUGGGAAACAUUACUAUGGUAUCCAGAUAAUCUUGAUGAAGACGAUCCUAAAAAUAUUGAAUCAUUAAAUCUACUCAUGAAAAUUGCCUGUUCCCCGGCUGUUCGUAAUUGUGGCUUGAAUAUGGAGUAUACAUUUCAUUUGUUGUGUAAAUAUAAAGGUGAUUUAGAGAUGACUCUGCAUGCUUUACUUCGGGAUACACUAGUGGUUUAUGAUUAUGUUUAUGCUGAGACGACAGCAUGGACAACUGAAGAAAUUGUCCGUUUUCAACAAGGUUUAGCUGUGCACGGAAGAGAUUUCCACCAGGUGGCUAAAGAUUUACAAGCGGCUGGAAUGAAUAAAACUGUUAAAGCUUGUGUCGAAUUCUAUUAUGUCUGGAAAAGGAUGAAUACACCAUCGGAUGUUAAAUGGUAUCGAGAUCGUGCUCGUCGUCAACGUCCACCUACGCGUAUUGAACCGAUCAUCACUGAAGAAUCAUUAUCAGAACAAUUUGAAGCAAUUGAACAACAGUGUAAUGCAUAUACAGAUUUGAAUACAAUUCAAACAGCAGAAAAUAAUUUAGCUAAUGUGCCUUACAAUCUACGUCGUAAACAUGCUGCUAAUACUACUAACACUACUGCUACGACGGCUACUGCGAAUAAUCAUAAUAAUACGACUACAGGUGCUAAUAAUAAUAAUGAUAAUCUUGUUAGUGCUACUGCAACACAACGCCAACAAUCGUCUUUACCUAUCGAAGUUCCACCUCCACCGCCUUUCCGUCUUUCACCACCACCUCCACCGGCACCAAUUUCAUCGAAUACAAGAUCGAAUGAAUUGAAUACUAUUCAUCACGAUGAUGAAAACUCCUUAGAAAAUUCUUAUGAUGAUUUUAUGGAUAUUGUGUUCAAUGAGUCUUUUCCCAUUUCAUCAGAAUAG
Molecule: messenger RNA, 13386 nt
Organism: Trichobilharzia regenti
Lineage: Eukaryota; Metazoa; Platyhelminthes; Trematoda; Strigeidida; Schistosomatidae
Source: the annotation of a GenBank genome assembly